UACAAUUUCAAGAUGGCGGUUCCCCGUAGAAUGUUUUCCUGAGAAUAAUUCGCCUUUGCUUGCUUUUCUUUGUAACAUUAUCUUAUGGAUGGAAAUAUCCUAAGAUGGAUAUAUCUCAAAGCUUAACAAAAGCCUUCGAAAAUCUGUCUUCAGAAGCCAGAGAGUUUUAUCUAUCAACUGAAGUCCCUCAUAUCGACGCUCCGCCUACACCCCUCAAGUUUUAUCGCGAAUGGGUCGCGCCAAACCGACCAGUAAUAAUCAGAAAUGCCAUAAACCACUGGCCGGCUCUCAAGCUUUGGAAUUCCCAGUACCUAAAAAAGUGUAUUGGGGAAAAGACAACCACGGUUGCCGUGACGCCAAACGGUUACGCAGAUGCGAUAGUUGGGGAUAGAUUUGUGAUGCCCGAGGAAAGACUGAUGAAGUUUGGCCACUUCUUAGAUAUACUUGAAAAGAGAGUGGAGGCGAACGGUGUGUUUUAUGUACAGAAGCAGAAUUCAAACUUCACUGAUGAGUUCUCAGAGAUUAUUAGCGACGCUGAAACAGAACUCCCUUGGGCUUCAGAGGCGUUUGGAAAUACUCCAGAUGCGGUGAAUUUUUGGAUGGGGGACGAACGUGCAAUCACAUCCAUGCACAAAGACCCAUAUGAAAACCUCUAUUGUGUUAUCUCAGGUUACAAGAAAUUCAACCUUAUUCCCCCAACCGACCUCCCAUUUAUACCAUAUGGUCUCUACAAACCAUCUAAAUACAAGAGUACCAAUGAUUAUGAAUUUGAAAUAGCUGAUAUUGUAGAGAAUUCUGAAUUAGGUGAUGACGAGAGUGCACAACUUGUGCCUUGGAUAUCGGUAGAUCCCCUGGAGCCAGAUCUCACGAGAUUCCCAGACUUUGCUAAAGCAAGGCCACUUAGUUGCACUGUACAAGCAGGGGAGAUGCUCUACCUGCCCUCAUUGUGGUUUCACCAUGUUCAGCAGUCACAUGCCUGUAUAGCAGUCAAUUUUUGGAUUGUAUCUGGCCUCGAAGUGGCUCGGUAGCGGAUCUUGGUGGAGGGUUUAGGGGUUUUAAGCCCCCUCUUGGGUUACCAAGGGAGAGUGUUAUAUGCCGCUAUCCUGAGUAAGUGCAUAAGAAAGGAGGAGUUAGAGACCCAGGAGGGGCUUAAAGAGAAUCCCUUAUUCCUUCCCUAGGAUGUAAACACCUUAAUUGGGAGUGUGUUUUAUCGACAAAACUGCUAUCUAAGAUAGGAAUUUGUGAGUCAAAAAGGCAAUAAAAGAAAAUUACACAUCUCUA
Molecule: messenger RNA, 1281 nt
Organism: Nematostella vectensis (starlet sea anemone)
Lineage: Eukaryota; Metazoa; Cnidaria; Anthozoa; Actiniaria; Edwardsiidae
Product: bifunctional peptidase and (3S)-lysyl hydroxylase Jmjd7
Exons: 2
Coding region: 105-1028 (307 amino acids)
Molecular function (GO): 2-oxoglutarate-dependent dioxygenase activity
Source: RefSeq, a predicted model, not a curated record